AUGUGGACUCAUGAGCAGUUUCUUUCGUAUAGCUUAAACCACAUAUAUGAACCUUUACAGGCAUGGAACUUGUGGAAUGAAGACAGGGGAUUGGAGUUGGUAGAUGAAAUAUUGGGUGAUUCAUAUUCCUCAUCGGAAGUAUUGAAAUGCGUGCAAAUCAGGCUUCUCUGUGUACAAGACAAAGCUGUGGAUAGGCCAACCAUGGCGGAUAUAGCUUUGAUGUUAAGUAGUGAGAAAGAUGGUCCACAACCUAAGAUGCCUGUAUUCACUAUCCAAAACUCAGCUUUUCAUCCUCAACCACACUCUGAGGAUACUAAUUCCUCCAAAAAUGAAGCUAGCAUUACAAUGAUUGAAGGUCGAUAA
This is a messenger RNA of Rosa rugosa (rugosa rose), 363 nucleotides long. Its product is annotated as G-type lectin S-receptor-like serine/threonine-protein kinase SRK. Bases 1 to 363 code for a protein of 120 amino acids. NCBI's taxonomy places the organism in Eukaryota, Viridiplantae, Streptophyta, Magnoliopsida, Rosales, Rosaceae. The transcript has a single exon. The record is from RefSeq and is a predicted model, not a curated record.